AUGAAACCUUUUGUUACGGGACAUGAGGAUUUGGUCCAUGACUUGGCGUACGAUUUUUACGGUAGACAUGUUGCAACAUGUUCAUCGGACCAGCACAUCAAAGUUUUUAGAUUGGAUCGAGAAACCAACGAAUGGCAACUAAGCGAUUCUUGGAAAGCUCAUGAUAGCUCUGUGGUGAGUUUGGAUUGGGCAAGCCCCGAAUAUGGUAGAAUUAUUGCAUCGGUGUCCUACGACAAGCUGAUUAGAUUGUGGGAAGAAGAACCAGAUGCUCCAGAAUGCUCUGGACGCAGAUGGACUAAACUUUGCACGUUGAAUGAUGCUACGGGACCUCUAUUCAGUGUGAAAUUUGCUCCUGGCCAUUUAGGUUUGAAGUUAGGAGCUUUAGGCAACGACGGAACUCUAAGAAUAUACGAAGCAUUGGAGCCAUCGGACCUGAGGUCCUGGAGCUUGACUACUGAAGUCCCUGUACUUGGUUCUUCACCCGCUUCUCAUUUACAGUCUGAUUUUUGCUUAACCUGGUGCCCGUCUAGAUUUCUACGCGAAACACUACUUGUAUGCGCUUUAGAUCAGGCCUUGAUCUAUCAAAAGGAUAAAAACGAUAAAAUGUAUGUGGCUGCAAAGCUCGAAGGCCACGAAGGCUUAAUAAGAUCCGUGAGUUGGGCUUCGUCAAUUGGUAGAUGGUAUCAGUUGAUAGCCACCGGCAGCAAAGACGGGAAAGUUCGGAUCUUCAAAGUUACAGAGACGUCGAAGGGCAACUUAGGAGGUCGGAUUGAUGAGGAUUCUAUGAGUGUUGAUCAAGACAGCGACUCAUCUGAAAGCAACAGCAAAGAUUCCGGCUUGAAUGUUGAGCUAAUCAGCGAAAGUGGCGACCACAAGGGCGAGGUAUGGUCUGUAUCCUGGAAUUUGACAGGCACUAUUCUCAGUUCUGCGGGGGACGACGGGAAAGUGCGUCUAUGGAAAUCAUCGUAUUCGAAUGAGUUCAAGUGCAUGUCUGUCAUUAGCGCCCAACAGCGGUCUUGA
Molecule: messenger RNA, 1020 nt
Organism: Lachancea lanzarotensis
Lineage: Eukaryota; Fungi; Ascomycota; Saccharomycetes; Saccharomycetales; Saccharomycetaceae
Gene: SEH1
Product: LALA0S13e03158g1_1
Exons: 1
Coding region: 1-1020 (339 amino acids)
Biological process (GO): cellular response to amino acid starvation; positive regulation of TORC1 signaling
Cellular component (GO): Seh1-associated complex; nuclear pore outer ring
Molecular function (GO): structural molecule activity; protein binding
Source: RefSeq, a predicted model, not a curated record